This is a messenger RNA of Petromyzon marinus (sea lamprey), 3100 nucleotides long. NCBI's taxonomy places the organism in Eukaryota, Metazoa, Chordata, Hyperoartia, Petromyzontiformes, Petromyzontidae. The record is from RefSeq and is a predicted model, not a curated record.
CUUUGCUCGUUUUGGAUAGCAACCAAUAAAGCGCGGCAGCGACUUAUCGCCGGGAAUUCGUUUCUCCAUCGAUAUUUUCUGGAACACUGCUAAGCUCGUUUGGAGUUGGAUUUACAUGCCCAUAAGGGACUAUCACUUGAGUACAAUAUAUCCCUAUGCGUGCACUUAUUAAUGUAUCCCAUAAUCCUCCCCCCCAAAAAAAAAAUAUCUGGUAAUCUUGAGCAAUAUUCACACAAGCUUUUUUCACUCCCUGCACACACCACUGCAGCUCCAAGAGGACAAAGUGAUGCGAGAUACAUGUGACGUGGAAAACACAAUUCCCGGAAUAACGUUCCAGGCUGUCCUGGCUGAAAUGAAGCACCAUUUGUAACAACCCUUUUUUUAAUCUCCACUGUAUUGUGUUGCCCUUUCCAAUAUGUCCAACUUUAGGUAUGACCGAGAAGAAUUGAUAUGUACGAUUCGCUGGGAUCAGAAUUUCCGGAGUGUGAUGACAUACACACUGUCCGCUUUCUCCGUGUGUUUCUUCGGGCCCAUUUGCAUCAUAACAACCUCCUACAUUGUCAUGCUGGUGGCAUACCAUCGCAACGCGUUUAGAAAAAGUGACAACAACAAGACGUCCCGUCGUUUGGCCCAGAUGGCCCUGGUGAUGGUUGCAGCUUACCUCAUGUGCUACACACCAUUUGCCCUUACCAAGGUGCUGAAGGUGGCAAGCAGCAGUCUGGAUGCUGUGCCUGCUUGGCUAUCAACGACGUCGUCUUUUGCCGCAUAUUCGAACUCGGCAAUCAACCCAAUUAUUUACAGGCUCCUGGGCAGGAGCAGAAGAGUGAGGAAGAAAGGAGAUGGAAACAAGAUGACGCUGUGUUUCAGAGCACGCAAUUGGUGUCACGUUUCAGAACACAGGGUGGGUCCAGCCCCAAGUAUAUCUGCUUUAAUCGAAUCCCAAUCAUUUAACCCCCCUACUCCUUCCCAAAGUGCACAACGUGCCAAGGGCGUUGAAUAAUUAAACCGGAAAAUUUUAUUUUCCAGGGAAUAUUGGUUAGCAUCAGCAUGACAGGCAAUUUCUCCACAUACUGUAGUCAAGCUUUGCUACUAUAAGUUGCACUUUUUUUGGAAUGCAUCAAUUACUGGAUCCUGCCUGUCCAAAUAUACGUCGUAAUUAUCUUUCUGAUAACAGGUUGGAACAUUCUAUUAUUAUUACAAAGAAAACUGGGUGAUUCCAUUCAGUGCUGUAAACGUAAUCUUCUACUCACAACAUCAGAUCCAAGUUUCAUCAGCAUUGAGGAUGUCAGCCAUAAAUGAAUUCUGAUCAAAAUCGUUUUGUUUUAUGCGUUGAUGCACAGUGCAUAUUAUAUUGCUUAAAAGUAAUUCAACUGCAGUUCGCUCAAUAUAGGCAUGUCCUCCUGAUAAUUUAACUUGACUGUCAAUAAUGCUUGUAAUGUCAGAAAUGUAUGACAUCCUAUAUUACCAGUUGAUCCAGAAAAUAUUUUAGCAAGCACUAAUGUAAUCGGUAAAUGCUAUUUAUUUAGGACAUUGUUUAUGAUUGUGAGCGUAAUUAUUAUUUUAAAGAUAUUGUGUCAGAAAACAAAAUUAAUAAUGAUAAAUGAGAACCACGAUUGUGCAAAAUGGAGGAUACAAUUAUUGUGGAUUGUGCAAAAUGGAGGAUACAAUUAUUGUGGAUCUUAUUUUAUACAUUGUAUCGCCAUAUUGCAGAAACCCUGGGGUAUUCCUUGCUCUGUACUUUGAGUGACAAGGGAGAAGAGACGACCAUGGGCUGAAAGAGCAGAAAGUUGGGGUUUCUUAAGAAGAAUACAACACAGACACAGGCAAUCUGUACCUGGCCCACAGCGUCAAAAAGCAAGAGAUUGGUUUGAAAUGUAUUUGGACGGUAGAAAGCAAUGCGUAAACAUGGGCAGUCUUUCCUUGGUCAUUUCUUCUCAUAAAUAAUAUAACAUAAAAUGUAUAUUAUUAUAAAGUUCUAUAUAACGCAGGUGACAUUAUUAUCUAUAUCAUAGGAAGUUCAUUAGAAAACGUACAUCUAAAUUUACAAGAUUACUCUACAACCGUUAAAAAACAUUCACCUUGAAACUCCACCUGAAUGCAAACCCAAUAUGUAACUGUUAUGAACCAUAACUGAACUACAGCUUGGAACCGCGGCACUUUGCCCAUAACCACUAUCAACAGUACAAUUGAAAAUGUUUCGUCAUCUAAGCAUCUUGGCAUCUGGAUCCAUUAUCAUCUCAACUUGAAACCUCAUCACAAUUUUUGCAUUAAAAAAAAUAGGAAUGUAGACAGUGACUUUGUACAGAAACGAAUCCCGUUCCUUAUCUUCUACACAGAAACUAGCUGCUACCUUCACCGUCUUUAAACUAUGAGGGGCAUUCAUUGGGCCAAGUUCAUCUUCAGUGCAUGCGCACAUCACUGUCUCUCACUUACACAAAAGUGUUUUUUCAGAACCAAAAUGAUUGACAUCUUAGAAGUCCCACAACACUCAAGUGUCUUGUUCCAUAAAUACACCUAAUAUGGUUCUCUCUCAUCCUGUGCCAAUGCUCAAAACACCAGGAAUUGCAUCGCUUAAAAAUGUCCUUGGUUAAUCUCUAAUCUACAUCAUAAUCUGAUGAUGAACUGUCGAUUAUCUAUAUCUUCGGUUUCAAUUGCAUUUGACAUAUUCUUUACUCUUUAAAUAUCAGUGUAGUCACCCUAUAUCUGUUUAAUAUUUCUGUAGUUUAAUUUGUAACUUGACGUCGAUGAGUUUAGAAGUAAUCUGCCUGAGCUGCCUUUCGCUGCAGGGAAUUUAUAAUGGAUAUUGAUUUGUAUGUGUGCAUGUUUUAGGAUUUAUCACGUGGCACAGGUGUGUUUACUCUGAUUUCGAUUUGCGCCAUUGCUGUAAUUUUGGUUUGUUUUUCAUUUUGUUGACCCAAGGUCACUUUUGCAAACGAAGUUAUCCUUGUCCCUUGAAUUUUCAAUUGGUUAAAUAAAAUAAAUAUGAAACUUGAACACUGCGGCAUAUGUCAAGAGUUUGGUGUCACCGAUAAUUGAUUUGCUCAAGGGUGCUGUUGAUUUUCAAUUUCGGUUAUAGACCUUGCUGAAGUAGCAGAAAAAA